Paramecium octaurelia is the source of this 1216-nucleotide messenger RNA. The record is from the annotation of a GenBank genome assembly. NCBI's taxonomy places the organism in Eukaryota, Ciliophora, Oligohymenophorea, Peniculida, Parameciidae.
AAUAAAUUAUGUCUGGGUACGACAUUAAUCGAUUCUAGCCUCAACCUCAACAACAUCUGAUGUGUUUGAUUUGCAAUAAAGUAGUAAAAGAACCAUUAGAAUGCAAUUUUUGUGGUUAAAUGUACUGCAGUGAUUGUGUGGCAGCUAAGCCUCCAUGCAAAAGCUCAGAUUGUGGAUAUCCACCAAAUUCUUCAGAUAAUACACCACAGUAUGUUAAAAUUUAAGGAGCAAUGCUUAAGGUUUAUAAGAACUUGUAAUUAUACUGCUCAAAUCCUGAGUGCAAAAAAUUGUGUUCUAUUAUAGAUAUCGAAUAACAUCAAAAUCAAUGUAUUAAAGUUAAAUGUUUAAAUCAUGAAAAUUGUAAAGAGUUUUUAUCUGCUGAAGAGAAAUAGUAAUGUUAUUAAUCAUUUUUUAGGUAAACAUCAUACUGUAGCAUGUUGUGUGAGUUGACAGUACAAUUAUUUGAAAAUGUAGCAGAUCCUAAAAAAUAAUACGAUAUUAUUAAGAAGCUUCAACAGAAGUUAACAGGAUCUGGAUAAGUAUCAGGCUUUCUAUCCUAAAAUAAAUAACCUGCAAUACAACCAGUCAUCAAUGUUGAUGGAAGUCCAAAUUUUAGAUGGGAUAAAAACAAAUGUGGCACAGGCAUUUAAUUGUCAAAUGGUGAUACUAGCGUCUUUCUUAAAGAAAGCUCAUACAUUUUCAGAACAGUUUUAGGAGAUCAAGUAUUUAUACAAUUUUUAAUGUUUUUAGGGAUUUGAAACGGGAGUUCAUUAUUGGGAAAUUGAAGCAGAUUCUAAAACAGAAAAUGAAUUAAAAAUUGGAGUUUGUUAAGGAAAUGCCAUUAAUUUGAAUGCUGCUUUCUGUGACUUAAAUCAAGGCUUCGCUUAUUAUGGAUUAGCAUAAUUAAGAAAUGGAAGCAAUGCAUCAGGCUAAACUUAUGGUAAAAGAUUCAAAAAAGAAGGAAUUCUUGGAGUUUGCUUAAACAUGCUUAAUGGUACUCUUAACUAUGAUUAAUUUAGGUACACUCUCCUUUGCAUUAAAUGGCGAAUAUAUGGGCAUAGCUUUUAGAUCAGAUUUACUUAAAAAAGGGCCAAUCUAUGCAGCUGUUGCAUUAUUGCAUUGUGCUGGAUGCACUCUUAGAACUGGAAAACAAAAACCUCAAUAUAUGGAAUGAAGUCUAUUUAACUAAAUUUUAAUAAGUCAUCUUUAAUAGAAU